AUGACAAUUUUAUCAAAAACUGAUAUAGAAAAUUUAAUAAAAACUCGUGCUCCAUCGAUAUCUUACGCAAAAUCAAAAAGGUCAACCAGUGAACAUUGCACAAAUUUUUCACAAGUAUUCGUUAAUUGUAUUGCUCAAAACUUUAUUUGUUGUUCAAAUUGUGAUCAAUUACUUGCGUGGAAAAGUGGAGAUGGAUCAACUAAUUUAAAAAAAAUUAUCAAAGCUGCUGCUGAAUUUUGUGCUACUGAUAAUCCUCCGUUUGAAAUUGUGCAAGUAUUAUUAGUCGAUAGAACAUUAUCUUAUAGUGCUCUCCGAACAAUUUACACCACUUAUAUACAUCAAUUGGAAACUUAUUGCAUCUAUUUUCCAUUACACGGGCAUCUUCAAGAUGCUCAUUGUUGUGCGCUAAAAAUAUUUCAACAUGGAAAGAAAAUAGUCGAAGCUAAUAGACCGAUUAAUUCAAUUUUUGUUUUGUUAAAUGGACAUGGGAAAAUUUAUCCAACACAAAAUUAUGGGCAGAAUUAUGUGCCAACCCAAGACGAUGAUGCCUGA
Messenger RNA from Adineta steineri, 552 nucleotides. NCBI's taxonomy places the organism in Eukaryota, Metazoa, Rotifera, Eurotatoria, Adinetida, Adinetidae. The record is from the annotation of a GenBank genome assembly.